UCAUCAUAAACCUACAGCUUCAUCUUCACAAGCACACCUAACUGCCGAUCUGACAAAAUUGACACAGUUUUUCUUUCCUCCAGUUGUGGAAUAACAUGAACGGACAUCUAACGAAGUGUUUUUAAAGCGCGACACAUAUCUGGUGUCAGCAUUACAACCUGGAAUAACAUCUACUGACUUACAACCCAUUUUGAAGGCAGUAUCUGGUAUGGCCCGUCCAGAGAUGGAAAGAAGGGCGGGUGAUCGCAACCCUGGAGCACCAAACAGCUGCAGGAUGGAGGUGCUGCGUCAGGACGCCUGGCCCUGCCACCGGCACCGAACCAUCGCUACACAAACCAGCACUGUCUUGCCACCACUAACCCAAGUCCCCACACAAGAUGCCUUCAGCUCGGACAGCGUCCCGCAGCAGGAUAAUCCACUCAGGGAUAAUACAGGUAAGGUGUUGCAACAUAGAGAUUCGCUUUCCUCACUAGCUGAUAGUCUGGCCCUGGUCCCUCCCUGUCCUCCAACUGUCCACCCUAUCCCAGCCCACCCCUCAUUCCUGUCCACCAAUGGCUGGAUUUCAGCUCAGGCUGCACCGGCUUGCAGUUACCCUGGCAACAAGCCAGAACCCGGCACUCCCGCUCUCUCAAGUCACCUGCGCCGAGGAUCAGCAGAUUCUUACUGCUGCGACACUAAUCCUCUACACGGAGGCAUUUUCUCUGUGCACACUUGCGCGGAAAACGGAGACGAGAUGAACGCUGUUUUUCUACAGAGGAAUGCUGUCCCAGGCUGGCAGAACUGGAGAGGCCUGUACCACGGGCUCUUCGCAUUCGUCGCCGACACCAUCAAUGCCCUUUACCAGCACGGCCUCAGAUAAACAGACGGGUUACGUCACAGGAAGAGUGCAGGCGCUCUCCUGCCGACCACUUAAAGACUCUGGGACUUUUCUGCAGGAUCAGAUGUCAUGUUUGUUUCUUUAUCUGUGUUUUUGGUUGGUUUGUUUUGUUUUGUACAUCUUUUCCCAUGGAUUCUCAUGUAGCAUUAGUGACUGAAGUGUGUGUCCCGAUAUAGACGUCAGUAGGAGAGUGUGGCUCUCGGUGCAUUUGCAUCCUACUCUUUUGCAUCUUUAACUGCAGUGGUAGGGAGUUGCAUUAAGCCGGGUUGCUCUCAAGCAAACAAAUUGAUUAGAUCUGCGUAGCGCCUCGGGCCCAGAAGUGCUUUGUGUGUCGUGGGUUCUCCUCUCAGCUGCCUUACAGGAGCAAUAACUGCACUGCACUAUCAGUCACCAGUGGCGCAGGCCGCGCACCCGCACACCAUUAAUGGAAAAUGGGUGAUAAUCGAGAUAAUGGAAUGCUCACGCACUAUACUAAUGGAGCACAGUUGGAUCGUGCCUUGCUAACGCUGUUUUUCAGCCCUUUGUGUACUAAAGCCAUCAGGGACAAUCACUGGAUGGUGUGCGGGUUAACCGAACCUGUUGCCCCGUAUCUGAAUCUAUACUUCGGGACACAAAUUUGCCACUUAAUUCAAAGAUUGGUCACCUCCAAUGGAGGUACGGGAGUGAGGCUGGAAGCCUUGUGGGAAAGCCAGACCACUAGUUAUUGAAAUGGCUGGAGAGCAGUGUUAAUAUUUGUAUGAAUUACACGUGUACAUAUUUUUGAGAAAAAAAGGACAGGAUAGAAUGGGAGUUUUGUUUCUGAUGUGGUUUGUAUAUUUUGAUGAAAUGACCUUGAAGUACUUAACAUUAAGUUCCUUUUUUCGGUUUCUGUUUUGUUUUGUUCUUCGAAUAUUUUUUGGACCAACACUGGAAAGCAGUUGUUUUAAAAUCCAGUGGAUUUCUGCCUAUUCGCAAUUUAUUUAGAUUUAAAUGAAAUAAAGUCCUGUAAAAAAAAUCCCCAUAAAAAUAUACCUUGC
Molecule: messenger RNA, 1893 nt
Organism: Sinocyclocheilus rhinocerous
Lineage: Eukaryota; Metazoa; Chordata; Actinopteri; Cypriniformes; Cyprinidae
Exons: 5
Coding region: 209-859 (216 amino acids)
Source: RefSeq, a predicted model, not a curated record